This is a messenger RNA of Arabidopsis thaliana (thale cress), 2870 nucleotides long. RefSeq names its product organellar single-stranded DNA binding protein 3 (gene OSB3). The record is from RefSeq and is marked reviewed. Gene Ontology annotation, biological process: DNA replication. NCBI's taxonomy places the organism in Eukaryota, Viridiplantae, Streptophyta, Magnoliopsida, Brassicales, Brassicaceae. Gene Ontology annotation, molecular function: single-stranded DNA binding. Gene Ontology annotation, cellular component: mitochondrion; chloroplast. The coding region runs from base 120 to 1442 and encodes 440 amino acids. The transcript is spliced from 9 exons.
AAAUUAGGGCUUUAUCUUAUCUUCGCGAUUCUCUCAUUUCCUCCCUCUAAAAUUCCCCGGCGACACAGUUCACCGGAAAUCGUAGAAUAAAUCAGAUUCUUUCUCUUUAGUAUGAAACAAUGAAUUUGAUCUCAAGAACAUUGACAAGAGCAGUGUCUUCGUCACUAUACCACUCAAAAGCAGCGAAGCUCCCCACUCAAAAAUGGAUAAUCUCGCAGCAAAUCCGUGUUUUCUCCGCCACAGUCAUCAGCGGUGGAGGAAAGAAACCUCUGGCAAAAGUAUCUGUGAAACCACCGCUAAAUGUAGCGACGGAGAAAGAAUCGACUCCGCCAAAGAAAAUUGAGUACAAACCGGAAAUUUCAAACUGGAUCAACCUAAUCGGAUUCGUUGAACAACCAGUUCAAUUCGGUCCUUGCUCCGAUGGAAAAUUCUGGGCUGGAACAGUUAUUUCUCAGCGUUCUGGUUCAAAAUCAUCUAAUUUCUGGAUUCCGAUUAUAUUCGAAGGAGAUUUAGCUAAAAUUGCAGUUCAACAUGUAAAGAAAGAAGAUCGGAUUCAUGUUUCCGGGAAGCUGUUUAUUGAUUCGCCUCCUCCAAAUGUGACAUAUUCUCAAUCCAAUGUUCAGGUUAUGGUUCAGAAUCUUAACUUCGUACAAGCUGCUACUUCUACGACUAAGACGAUCUCACCACCUGAAAAAGAAGUUACCAGCAUCAAGAAAAAGCCCGCAAGAUCCAAAAAGGUUAAAGUCAUAGAUGAAGAAACCUCUAAUUCUUGGAAGCAUCUUAUUGAAAAUCCUAAAGAGUGGUUGGAUCACCGUGGGAAUAAAGCUAACGGAUUGGUAAAGCCAGGACAUCCCGAUUUCAAGAUGAAGGUUGGUGGUUUGUCCCUGUGGCUCAGCACAGCUCCUGAUUGGGCUUUGCUAAAACUCGAAGAGCUUAAGUUUGAUGUCUUAGUCCCUAAAGGAAACAUCAAACUGAAUCAACUUAAAGGAGAGGAAUCUUGGAAGGAUUUGGUUCAGAACCCAGACAAAUGGUUAGACAACAGAUCAGAUAAGACAAACGUGAAAUACCCUGACUUCAAGCAUAAAGAGACUGGUGAAGCACUGUGGAUGACCAAUUCUCCUAUUUGGGUACUGUCAAAGUUACCACCUCUAAAGAAGAACCAAGAAAGACCUUUCAUGUCUAAUAAAGUCUCGCAGCUUGAGCUUGACGUUGAAGUACCUAAAGGAAAUCUGAAACAGCUUAAAAGAGAGGAAAUUUGGAAGAACUUGGUUGAGAACCCCAGUAAAUGGUGGGAUAACAGAUUAGACAAGAGAAACCCUAAAGGCCCUGACUUUAAGCACAAGGAGACCGGUGAAGCACUGUGGAUAGGUGAUUCUCCGACUUGGGCGCUGUCAAAGUUACCACCUCUAAAGAAAAACCAAGAAAGACCUGUCAUGGCCUAAGCUUCUCUAGCAGCCUUAUGUUAAUUUUGGCCCCCACUAUGUAAAAAGGCCCUAUGACUUUAUUAUCCAGUCUUAUACAAAGAGAAUUGCUAUAGUAUCAGUGCCACGAAACAUUUUUUUUUUUUUUACGUUACACCCAACCUAUUGUGUGAAUGGGCCAAUAUUUCCCAACUCUAUAAUUUAUCACUUUUAAGUGAACUAUAAAAGUGCCUCGAAAAUUUUGUAGGGGAUAUUUGAAGUCCAUCUAUAAAGUAUAAACUGAAUUUUCAACAAGAAGUUUAUUUGCCUCUCAUCUAAUCUUCAUUUGAGACAAGCAAACUGAGUAAUCUCGCUUAUAUUCGAGAAUUUGGUUUUCUGGUUUCAGUUGGGUCUACAGGAUUAUUGUUUCUCAAGUCACCUGCUACAUUUCUCUGAUCGUCUUGUUGAAAUGUUUGAUUCUGUCCUUGUCCAGAAAACCCUUGUCUAAAUCCUGGAUUUCCUGCUAAUCCAUGUGGAGGACCAUAGUUUCCACCGUUCUGCAUAUUGUAAUUUGCGGGGUUCACUGGAAAUCUUUGGUUGAAGUUUGCAGAUGUUCCUUGACCGUAACCGCCUGGUGUUGCUUGAUUGUAGUUUCCAUGGUAUGGAGGCGCCUGUGCUCCAUGGGCUUGAUUGUAACUAGCCUGAUAUGAAAGCACUGCAUAAUCUUGACCUUCCCAUUGUUCAGGGAUAUGAGUUCCUUGGCCUUGAUUGUUAUACCCCUGGUAUGAAGUCAUUCCACAAUUUGGACAUCGACAUUGUCCAGAAAAUGGAGUUCCUUGGCCUUGAUUGUAACUAAGCUGAUAUUGGGGCCAUUGAAUUCCUUGACCUUGAGGGGGUCCAGGAUACCACUGUCCAAACUGUGCAGGACCAUAGUGUCCACCGUUCUGUGGACUGUAAUUCCAUUGACCUCCUUGGUUGUGAUUUUGUUGUGGUCCUUGGAGAAAGUUACCUUGUGGUGGUCCUUGGUUGUAGUUCACAAAUGCCCAUUGACCAUAAUUGCCUGGUAUUACUUGGUUCGGAGGCACCGGAGCUCCUAAGCCUUGGCUGAAACCCAUCUGAUAUGAAGGUUGACCUUCUUGGCCUUGUCCUGGCAGCGGAGUUCCCUGGCCUUGGUUGUAAUUCCCUCGAUAUGGAGACAAUAACUGACCUCCUUGACCUUGCCCAUAUCCAAAUCUUGGACUUCCUGCUCCUUGUGCAGGACUAUAGUUUCCACCACUCUGUGGAGCGUAAUUCCCUUGGCCCAUUUGGUUGUAUUUUUCUUGUGUCGUUUGGACAACGUUUCCUUGUGGUGGCCCUUGGUUGUAUUGCACAAAUGCUCCUUGACCGUAAUUGUUUGGUGAUUCUUGGUAUGGAGGCGUCUGAGCUCCUUGACCUUGGUGGUAUGGAGGCGUCUGAGCUCCUUGACCUUGG